Prunus armeniaca (apricot) is the source of this 990-nucleotide messenger RNA. NCBI's taxonomy places the organism in Eukaryota, Viridiplantae, Streptophyta, Magnoliopsida, Rosales, Rosaceae. The record is from the annotation of a GenBank genome assembly.
AUGCAGAUGAUCUCCAAGGCCUCUUGUGCCAUGGCCUCCUUCCCUUGCUCUAAGGGGAGGAGUGGACUCUGUGUAUGGCCUGGCAUGAGACAGCUUUGCCUUCGAAAAGGCCUUUUGUAUGGAUUCAUGCAAUUAUUGUCUACACCAUUAAAAACUCUGCGUGGAGGAGCUAGUCGUUCGCUUAGAGUCGCUAAAUUUUGCAGUGUUGUUAAUAUGUCACCCUCAUUACAUAUUGAAUUGGUACCAUGUCUUAGAGAUAACUAUGCAUAUCUUUUACAUGAUGUGGACACUGGCACUGUUGGUGUUGUUGAUCCUUCUGAAGCCGUACCUAUUAUUGAUGCUUUGAGUAAGAAAAACCGAAAUCUGACAUACAUACUGAACACUCAUCAUCAUCAUGAUCAUACUGGUGGUAAUGCUGAGUUAAAAGCAAGGUACGGUGCAAAGGUGAUUGGUUCAGGAAUAGACAAGGAUAGAAUUCCUGGCAUUGACAUUGUUUUGAAUGAUGGAGAUAAGUGGAUGUUUGCUGGCCAUGAGGUGCAUGUUGUGGAGACUCCUGGUCAUACUAGAGGUCACAUUAGCUUCUACUUUCCUGGAUCAGGGGCAAUUUUUACAGGAGACACUUUGUUCAGCUUAUCAUGUGGCAAGUUGUUUGAAGGAACACCUGAGCAGAUGCAAUCUUCCCUUUCAAAGAUCAUGUCUUUGCCAGAUGAUACAGAUAUAUACUGUGGUCAUGAGUAUACAUUGAGUAACUCAAAGUUUGCCUUGUCUAUAGAACCUGAGAAUGAGGCACUUAAGUCCUAUGCGGCACAUGUCACCCAUCUUCGCAACAAGGGCAUGCCUACGGUUCCAACCACAUUAAAACUGGAAAAGGCGUGCAAUCCUUUUCUUCGCACUUCAAGCAUAGAGAUUCGGCAAUCAUUGAAUAUUCCAGCCACUGCAAAUGAUGCAGAAGCCUUGGGUGUCAUACGCCAGGCAAAGGAUACUUUUUGA